UCCCAGACGAUGAUACUCUACAUAUGGCUCGCCGCAAUCAUAGCAGCAUUAUACCUGUACUGCCAACAGCUCUACUCUCGGUUCAGUCAGUAUGGGGUCAAACAUAAGAAGACGAUCCCACUGCUGGGUAACAUGGCGUCCAUUGUGUUCAGACGGAAGCAUUUGGUGGAGUUCUUUGCAGAAUUGUAUAGUGAGCAUCCGAAAGAAAGAUUUGUGGGUAGAUACGAGUUCACCAAGCCCCUGCUGGUUGUCAGAGACCUGGAACUGCUGAAGAAGAUUGCCGUUAAGGAUUUCGAGUACUUCCUGGAUCACGCUUUAUCAGUCAACACUGAUAUCGACCCACUCUUUGGAAGGACCUUGUUUACAUUGAAAGGUCAAGAAUGGAAAGACAUGCGGUCAACGUUGAGUCCAGCGUUCACCAGCUCCAAGAUGAGGCACAUGGUGCCGUUCAUCGUGGAGGUGGGAGACCAGAUGAUGGAAGGGGACGCGAUAAUAAAUAUACAAGAUGAGACAGGAACGUGGCAUCCUGCGCGUGUCUUGUUGGACAAUGGAAGUGAAAUCCAUAUGGUUGCUCACAGGCUUCUCAAGAGGAUGAACAGUAAGCUUUAUCACGAUAACCACCAUAUAUUCGGCGUUGGCGUGACAGCAUGCCGGACUCUGCGCAUGUUGGCUGGACAACAUAAAGAAGAAUAUCCAGAAGCCGCCGACAUAAUCGAGUCUGAAUGUUACAUGGACGACUUCCUAUCUGGAGCGGACACUCUUGACCAGGCGCAACGAGUUUGUAGUCAACUCAUAGAAGUUUUACAGAAGGGAAACUUCGUUCUACACAAAUGGACUACAAACGACCCGCAAAUACUUACAAAUGCUAUUCCUACAAAUGAUGACACUGACACAUAUGAUUUUACCCCUAGCGCAGCUGUCAAGACGUUGGGAGUGAAGUGGUUACCACAAAGCGACGCGCUUACUACAGCUAUUCCAGAGCUACAACAGUUCGAGCUUACUAAACGGAAUAUACUGUCUGCAAUAGCAAAAAUAUAUGAUCCUAUUGGCAUACUAGCGCCAACGGUCAUUAUAGCGAAGAUCCUCAUGCAAGACAUUUGGAAAGCCAAGAUAGAUUGGGACAUGGUCAUUCCAGAAGACCUACAAAGAACUUGGCUAGAGUUUCAAGCUAAUUUACCCGAGCUCAAAAACAUUAAAGUCCCUAGAUAUUAUUUCUCAGAUAUACCAACAUGGAUAACCUUGAUAGGGUUCAGUGAUGCUUCUGUGAAAGCCUUCGGUGCUGUUGUUUAUUUCAGAGCUACAUAUCCUAACAAAGAACCCACCUACGAUCACAUAGACGUGGACUGUCGAGCACUCGCAACUCGCUACGCCAAUGACGUCAUAGCGUCCUGUGCGUUUGGACUGCGAGUCGACUCCCACUCCGAGCCCAAUAACGAGUUCUACAAGAUGGGCUACGUGGCUUCUAACUUCACCUUCUGGCAGAUGCUCAAGUUCUUUGGCCACUCGGCGUUCCCAAGGCUAAUGAAGAAAUUCGGUCUUGCCAUUUUCUCGGGCAGCACUCGUGCGUUCUUCAACCAUCUGGUGAUGGACACUAUGAGGGACCGUGAAGAACACAGCAUCGUUCGACCAGACAUGAUCCAUCUCCUUAUGGAAGCCAAGAAGGGUCGACUCACUCACGACGAGAGCUCGGGUCAAGAUGCUGAUGCCGGAUUUGCGACUGUUGAAGAGUCUGAUGUUGGGAAGAAAUCUGUGAAUCGAGCCUGGACAGACACAGAUCUGACCGCUCAAGCAGUCAUCUUCUUCCUCGCCGGCUUCGAGACCGUCUCCACAGCCAUGACCUUCCUCAUGUAUGAGCUGGCCCUCAACCCUGAGGUCCAGGAGAAACUGGCGAAGGAGAUCAGAGAGCAGGAGAAGAGCGGCAGGUUCGAUUACGGGUCUGUGCAGAGGAUGACUUACCUGGAUAUGGUGGUUUCAGAAUCAUUGCGGCGCUGGCCGGCAGCAAUAGCGACUGACAGACUUUGCAUCAAGGAUUACAAUUUGGGAAAAUCAAACGACGAAGCUACAACCGAUUACAUAAUGAAGGCCGGCGAAAGCCUCAACAUCCCCAUAACGGCGUUCCACCACGACCCUCAAUACUUCCCGGAUCCCUUAAAGUUUGAUCCAGAGCGAUUCUCCGAAGAAAACAAGCACAAAAUUAAACCUUCGACGUACAUGCCUUUUGGGAUGGGACCAAGAAACUGUAUUGGCUCCCGUUUCGCCUUGUGCGAGAUGAAAGUGAUGAUCUACCAGCUCUUGCUGCACGUGGAACUUUCCCCUUGCGAGAGAACACCCAUCCCUGCCCAGCUCACUACAGACACCUUCAACCUAAGGCUAAAGGGGGGACAUUACCUGCGGAUGAAACUUAGGACAAUGAUAUUCCUUAUCUGGCUGGUGGCCAUCUUGGCAGCAGUGUUGCUGUACUGCCGUCAGUCAUACUCCAGGUUCAGCAAACAUGGCGUCAAGCAUCUACCCCCAGUACCCCUGCUGGGAGACAUGGCGAGGGUGUUCUUUCGUAGGGAGCAUUUCUUUGAGAACGCCAAGAGGAUUUAUGAUAGCUUCCCUGGAGAGAGAUUCGUAGGCCACGUGGAAUUCGUAAAACCCACGGUGUUACUCCGUGACCUCGAGCUGGUGAAGCGUAUCACAGUGAAAGACUUCGAGUACUUCCUCGACCACGCCGUGGUUGUUGACAAAACUAUCGACCCUUUGUUCGGGAGGAACCUGUUUGCCCUGAAAGGUCAGGAAUGGAAAGACAUGCGGUCGACCCUAAGCCCGGCCUUCACCAGUUCCAAGAUAAAGCUGAUGGUGCCAUUCAUGGAAGAGGCUGGGGAAAAUAUGACCAUUAGACUGAAGAGAGAAAUACAGGAGUCUGGGAAAAACUACGCCGACGUCGAAUUCAAAGACGUGUGCAACCGCUACGCCAACGAUGUCAUCGCGUCUUGCGCCUUCGGGCUGAAGGUGGACUCGCAGAACAACGAAACAGAAUUCUACAAGAUGGGGAAGGUGGCUUCACAGUUAACCUUCGUUCAGAUGCUCAAGUUCAUGGGGUUUCAGUGCAUCCCUACAAUUAUGAAGUUCUUGAAAAUGACACUCUUCACGGCGUCAACUCAGAGUUUCUUUAGGCAGCUGGUGACACAGACGAUGAGAGAGCGGGAAACAAACAACGUCAUACGGCCGGAUAUCCUCCAUCUGCUCAUGGAGGUCAAGAAAGGAAAUCUUAAACCUGAGGAGGAUAACACAGCCAGUGAUGCUGGGUUUGCGACCGUAGAAGAGUCUAACGUGGGAAACGUAGCAACCACAAAAACUGUCUGGACUGAUGAUGACCUGAUCGCUCAAGCAGUCAUCUUCUUCGUGGCUGGCUUCGAAGGCGUUGCCCAAGCCAUGACCUUCCUAGUCUAUGAGCUGGCUCUCAACCCAGAGGUCCAGGAUAAGCUGGUGCAAGAGAUUAUGCAGAAUGAGAAGAGGAAUGGAGGGAAGUUUAACUACACGUCUGUGCAAGAGAUGACGUAUUUAGAUAUGGUCGUUUCAGAACUGUUAAGAAUGUGGACAACAGGCAUCGCUCUUGAGAGGGUGUGCACAAAAGACUACAACCUUGGAAGGCCGAAUGAUAAAGCUACUAAAGAUUACAUAAUCCGCAAGGGAGAAGGAGUGAAGAUUCCCAUUUGCGCUUUUCACCUCGACCCUCAGUACUUCCCUGAGCCCCACAAGUUUGACCCGGAGCGCUUUUCGCCUGAGAACCGCCACAAAAUUCAUCCCUUUUCUUUCAACCCUUUUGGAUGCGGCCCGAGGAACUGUAUAGCUUCCCGAUUCGCCCUCUGCGAGGUAAAGGUGUUAAUCUACCAGGUACUCAAGAAUAUGGAAGUGUCGCCAUGCGAGAAGACCGUCAUUCCUAUCCAGCUGGAUAAGUCCUCCUUCAACCUGAUUAUGAAGGGAGGACACUGGAUUCGUGUGAAGACUAGGGGAACCAUGUUACUCUACAUAUGGAUCGCAGCUCUGGUAGCAGCAGUAUACCUGUACUGCCGACAGGUAUACUCAAGAUUCAGCAAGUAUGGUGUCAAGCACUUGAAGCCGGUACCCCUGAUGGGGAACAUGAGUCCUGUCAUAUUCAGAACUCAGCAUUUUAUUGAUUUGAUUUGUGAGCUGUAUAACAAGUUCCCUGAAGAAAGGUAUGUAGGAAACUUUGAAUUCAUAAAACCGACGGUAUGCCUAAGAGAUAUCGACCUGAUCAAGAAGAUCACCGUUAAGGACUUCGAGUACUUCCUCGACCAUCGCGUAUUGGUCAGUCCAGAAACUGACCCGUUAUUUGGCAGGAACUUGUUCUCUCUAAAAGGUCAAGAAUGGAAGGACAUGCGGUCAACUUUAAGCCCAGCGUUCACGAGCUCCAAGAUGAAGCACAUGCUGCCAUUCAUUGUCGAGGUGGGCAACCAGAUGGUCAUCUCACUGGACCAGCAGUUGAAGGAAUCGAAAAAUAAUUACAUAGACAUCGAAGUCAAAGACCUGUCAACGCACUACGCUAAUGAUGUGAUAGCGUCCAGCGCCUUCGGCCUAAAAGUCGACUCCUACUCAGAGCCAGACAAUGAGUUUCACAAAAUGGGACAGAAAACUACUAACUUUGGCUUCGCAGCAAUUCUAAAGUUUUUCGGAUUUGCGUCAUUUCCUCGCCUCAUGAAGCUAAUGAACAUAAACCUCUUCCCGGCUGAUGUGACGGAUUUCUUCAAGCACUUGGUACUCAGCACGAUGAGGGAUCGUGAAGAGCACAAUAUUCUUCGACCAGAUAUGAUACAUUUACUUAUGGAGGCUAAGAAAGGUCGACUAGUUCACGAAGUUUCUACCAAAGAUGAUGAUGCUGGGUUUGCUACAGUGGAAGAGUCUAAUGUCGGCAAAAAGAAAAUUAACAGAGAUUGGACAGACGAAGACCUAAUCGCGCAGGCAGUCCUCUUCUUCGUCGCCGGUUUUGAGACUGUCUCCACGACCAUGACCUUCCUCCUUUACCAGCUAGCCCUCAACCCUGAGGUCCAAGAGAAACUGGCAGAGGAAGUAAGAGAACAUGAGAAAAGGAGUGGCGGAAAAUUUGAUUACAACUCCAUUCAGUGCAUGGGUUAUUUGGAUAUGGUGGUGUCGGAAUCUUUGAGACUUUGGCCUCCAGCUAUUGCAACAGAUCGAGUUUGUACGAAGGACUACAAUUUAGGCAGACCCAACGACAGCGCUACUCAAGACUUUAUUUUGAGAAAUGGUGACUGCAUCAACGUACCAAUAGUGGCAAUUCAUCGUGACCCGAAAUACUUUCCGAACCCCAUGAAGUUUGAUCCUGAGCGCUUCUCUGAGGAGAACAAGCAUGAUAUUCAACCCUCCACUUACUUACCUUUUGGGCUGGGCCCAAGAAACUGCAUUGGGUCCCGCUUCGCGCUGUGCGAAGUGAAGGUGAUGGUAUACCAGCUCGUUCAGCACUACGAGCUGAUGCCGUGCGAGCGGACUACCAUCCCCUGUGAACUGGCCAAGGAUAACUUAAACCUGAGGAUCAAAGGCGGGCACUGGUUGAGGCUCAAAUUGAGGGCUUAG
Molecule: messenger RNA, 5595 nt
Organism: Cydia amplana
Lineage: Eukaryota; Metazoa; Arthropoda; Insecta; Lepidoptera; Tortricidae
Exons: 32
Coding region: 10-5595 (1861 amino acids)
Molecular function (GO): iron ion binding; heme binding; monooxygenase activity
Source: RefSeq, a predicted model, not a curated record